CGGCAGAGCGCAGAGCACGGAGCAGAGGAAGACCGAAAAAAAAAAAAGUUUUGCUCCAUUUCCUAAAGGAACUUGGGACCCGCUGGGAUCAGAAUGACGAACCCCCUGGCCACAACCACCCAACCCCCCGGCUGCGGCCCGAAACUGUUGUCCAAGUACUUUAGACUUUGUGACAUGAAUGAGAUUUGGGGCAUCGUCCUCGAAGCUCUGGCUGCCUUAGGGGCGGUGACCACGGUGGUCUUCAUCCUGGCCCUCUUCAUCCUCGUCUGCAAAGUGCAGGACUCCACCAAGAGGAAGCUGCUGCCCACGCAGUUCCUCUUCCUGCUGGGGGUGCUGGGCGUCUUCGGCCUCACCUUCGCCUUCAUCAUCCAACUGGACGGCAAAACAGGCCCCACGCGCUUCCUCCUCUUCGGUGUCCUCUUCGCCCUCUGCUUCUCCUGCCUCCUGGCGCACGCCCUGACCCUGACCAGGCUGGUGUGCGGCCGGAAGCCCCUCUCCCUGCUGCUCAUGCUGGCCCUGGCCGUGGGCCUCAGCCUGGUCCAGGACGUCAUUGCCGUGGAGUACGUGGUGCUCACCAUGAACCGGACAAACACAGAUGUCUUCUCCCAGCUGAGCCGGGAGCGGCGCAAUGAGGACUUUGUCAUGCUGCUUAUUUACGUCAUGCUGCUGAUGGCACUGACCUUCCUCGCCGCCUCCCUCACCUUCCGGGGCACCUUCUCGGGCUGGAAGCGGCACGGGGCCCACAUCUACUUCGCCUCGCUGCUCUCCAUUGUCAUUUGGGUGGCCUGGAUCACCCUCCUCAUGCUCCAUCACUUCGAUCGCAAAUGGGAUGACACCAUCCUCAGCACCGCCCUGGUGGCCAACGGCUGGGCCUUCCUGCUGGCCUAUGUCAUCCCCGAGUUCUGCCGGCUCACCAAGCAACAGAACCCCCUGGACUACCCCGUCGAGGACGCCUUCUGUAAACCUCAGCACAUGAAGCAGAGCUACGGCGUGGAGAACAGAGCCUACUCGCAGGAGGAAAUCACUCAAGGUCUGGAAGAGAUGGGGGACACGCUCUACGCCCCGUACUCCACCCACUUUCAGCUGCAGCCCCAGAACUCGCAGAAGGACUUCUCCAUCCCCCGCGCACAGACGCACACCAGCCCGUACAACAACUACGAGGGCAGGAAAGACGGCAGCUAACUCGGCCUGCAGAGCACCGAGCGGGCCCACACAGCCAGUCAGCCCACCGCGGGUCCCCCUUCGUGUUUUGUAUUGAACAAGACUCUCACGGAGCACUGGAGAGCACUGCCUCCCGGCCUGGAGCCGCCGGACACUUGGGGGAACUUUUUUCCAGUGGGACCCUCCGGUGUACUCCCUCCUCUCCCUGCCAUUCAGCCUGUGACUAAAGACUCGUCCAGCCUCGGGCUGGCUCGGGGACCCUCCGGGAACCCACCUUGCAAAUCUGCAGAGUGACAGCGAGGCCCAGCCCUAGCACUGUCCUGGCCGGAUCAACACUGGAAGCCAGCUUUCUGGCACCCCGCUUCUUGCCUGGACACGGGAGCACCCCGGCUUUGCUUAGCCACGUGACACUGCAGAGCUCAGGGGCUGUCUGGGGUCCCUGGUACCACCUGGUUCCCUCUGGCACUGUUCCUCGCCUACUGCCACCCCUUUUCUGGUCUCUCCUGCGCACACACCCCCCCUAGGAGUUCUCCGGCACCUCACUGGCGUGGAUGAGCCCCUUCCUCUGGACCAGGGGAUUUGGGGGCAGGGGACACUUGGGUGCUGUUCUCACUGUCUCUUCCGGUCCAACUCCCCCUCCCUCCUUGCUCCUUCACCCUGUGAAGAGAUUAACACUGUGCUCAUCUGUAAACGGGCACGUCUCCUACUGAUGCGGAGGGGGGUCCUUGUACAAUAAGUUAUUCUUCCCUCACGGGGAUGCAAUAAAGAUGUACGUGGGGGCAACAAGUGCCUAGCACUGAGCACCAGGGGGCGCUGGUGGGCUGCCCGCGGCCUUCACCAUGGGGCCCAAGUUCAAUGGCCCUUUUGUUCUGUGUCUCAGCCCCGUUCCUCUUCACCCAAACCCAGUGUGUUUCUUUCCAUUUUUGAGGGUGAGGGGAAGAGCGUGAAGGGGUCAUGGACCCUGGGCCCAGCCAAGCAGUGACAGCCGCACAGGAAAGGCAGGGCGGGGACCUCAAAGCCAGUUUCUUGGUUAACUUGAGGUUUAAUUGCGGGAGGGGACAAACCCGGAUUCCGUAUUUGACAGAUUUGGUUCACAAUAUCUCUCGACGUGUCACGCAGUUAUUGUUGAGUUAAUCCCACAAGCAGCCCCGUGGGGCAGGGCA
This is a messenger RNA of Sorex fumeus (smoky shrew), 2324 nucleotides long. RefSeq names its product G protein-coupled receptor class C group 5 member A (gene GPRC5A). Gene Ontology annotation, biological process: G protein-coupled receptor signaling pathway. Gene Ontology annotation, cellular component: signaling receptor complex; extracellular exosome; plasma membrane. The record is from RefSeq and is a predicted model, not a curated record. The transcript has 4 exons. NCBI's taxonomy places the organism in Eukaryota, Metazoa, Chordata, Mammalia, Eulipotyphla, Soricidae. Gene Ontology annotation, molecular function: protein kinase activator activity; G protein-coupled receptor activity. Bases 94 to 1182 code for a protein of 362 amino acids.